Puccinia graminis f. sp. tritici CRL 75-36-700-3 is the source of this 354-nucleotide messenger RNA. RefSeq lists its product as uncharacterized. NCBI's taxonomy places the organism in Eukaryota, Fungi, Basidiomycota, Pucciniomycetes, Pucciniales, Pucciniaceae. The record is from RefSeq and is a predicted model, not a curated record. The transcript has a single exon. Bases 1 to 354 code for a protein of 117 amino acids.
AUGAAGCAAUUGGAUGUCUAUAUCUCAGCUUCUCAACCCAGCAAGUCUAUCUCUCAGCUUCUCAACUCAACAAUUGAGUCUGAAUUUAACAUGUGGACGAAAACAGAGAUGUACAGAUCAGUCAAGGAUGAAAGGCCCAAACCAGAUGAUGAAGAUGAUGACUUUGAUGAUCCACCUCCUCUCCCCAAGCCAACUGCCAAGAUGGAUGACCACAUCAUGAGUUACCCCAGCAAAGCUGCCAAUAAACUGAACCAAUCAAUGGAAGCCUCAUCAAAGCAACUCAUAGACCACCUGAUUUCUACUGGUCACCAAACCACCAUGACUUGUUUUUUCCAACCUGUCAAUUCUGACUAA